Funneliformis mosseae is the source of this 420-nucleotide messenger RNA. NCBI's taxonomy places the organism in Eukaryota, Fungi, Glomeromycota, Glomeromycetes, Glomerales, Glomeraceae. The record is from the annotation of a GenBank genome assembly.
CUUAAACCGUGGCCCAACCUUGCAAUAGAAGUUGCCUCCUCGGAAUCUGAAGCACAUUUAUUAAACGCUGUAAAAAAUUAUUGGCUCUGUCCAGGUAGAGCUCAUGAUGCAAUUGCAGUAAAAUUAAUGCGAUCUGAUAAAAUUAUUUCAAAAUUGAAAGUAUGGCAUUUUUGCACAGAUAAAAGAACACAGAGUGGGGAAUUAAUACCUGUUUCGGAAUUUGUAUCCGAAACCAUUGAUGAUAAAGAUCAAAUUCUUAUUCAGCCUCAACAACAUUUUAUUAACCUUAAAAGAAAAUGUCUCUUUCAUGGAAUGCCACCAACUUUUCAAACACCUACAUCGAUACCCGAUCCUCUUACCGUAGAUUUUUAUGAGGUCAUAUGUGAAAUGUUACAAUUAAAUGAACUUAGAAUUUCAUAA